GAAUGCAGGGGUCCGGGGAGAGCGGAUAUAGUGAAUGCAAGGUCCGGGGGGAGAGCGGAUAUAGUGAAUGCAGGGUCCUGGGGGAGAGCGGAUAUAGUGAAUGCGGGGUCCGGGGAGACCGGAUAUAGUGAAUGCGGGGUCGGGGGGGAGAGACCGAUAUAGUGAAUGCAGGGUCCGGGGAGACCGAUAUAGUGAAUGCGGGGUCCGGGGAGAGCGGAUAUAAUGAAUGCAGGGUCCUGGGGAGAGUGCGAUAUAGUAAAUGCAGGGGUCCGGGGAGAGCGGAUAUAGUAAAUGCAGGGUCCGGGGAGAGCGGAUAUAGUGAAUGCAGGGUCUGGGGAGAGCAGAUAUAAUGAAUGCAGGGUCCAGGGAGAGCGGAUAUAGUAAAUGCAGGGUCCGGGGGAGACCGGAUAUAGUGAAUGCGGGGUCCGGGGAGAGCGGAUAUAGUGAAUGCAGGGUCCGGGGAGAGAUCGGAUAUAGUAAAUGUCCGGGGGGGUCUGGGGAGAGCGGAUAUAAUGAAUGCUGUGUCCGGGGAGAGCA
This is a messenger RNA of Staurois parvus, 537 nucleotides long. The record is from the annotation of a GenBank genome assembly. Lineage: Eukaryota; Metazoa; Chordata; Amphibia; Anura; Ranidae.